AUGGCGUUGCCUGAUCGCCUGCCUGCGAACGUGUUGCCGCUCCCCACCCUCAUUCUCCAGCUAGAGCUCCACGUACGAAAGCAUCGUGUUGUUCCCUUACACUGCACAGCAAAGGGACUUUACACCGCUCCACGAAUGCACCUCGUCCGCGUUGCUGGCAACAGGCCACCUUUGCCUCCUGACGUCGCUGCAGCGGUCGACUACCGGACCCAGGGAGAUCUUGUCUCGUACUUCGUCCCUGAUGAUCAUCAGGCGCACACAUACCGCGGAUAUCGUAUAGCAAGGUGCAAAACGCGGGGCCGUCGUUCGAUCCUGAUCCGUCAUCGACGAUGCGGGCGGGAAAAGGAGGCUGUAGUUGAAGCCUCAGCGCCCGCAGAAGGACCUGGAUCAUAUGGCUCCGACGCUACCACGAUCGUACCUAUUCUGCCCUCGCACCCAACAUCGAAAGGCCCACACACUUCAAUCACGGGCAGUUCCCGAACCUAUGCAUCCGCAAUCUCAAGUAUCGCUAGCUAUACCACAGCACCAGCCAACUCUGCACGCUUGUGGAAGUUCGGGGUAGCGCGCAGGAAACUGAAUCCAGCCUUGUACACGAACGCGCAAACACCCGUGCCGCAUUUCACAGACGAGGAGUUCUUUGACUUGUUCGCCGAAACGGUCUUUCAAGACGCCGUCACAGCUGCAGCGAUGCCUGUAUGCCUGCUCGUUACAGCCGUGAAAGAAUUAGCAACUUUAACUUCCGUAGAUUCGAUCAAGCCUCUGGAACAUGUGGUGGAUACUACUGUAUUGAAUAUGCAGCAGUUCUCGACACGACAAGGUUUUGCUGCGCAUUCGCGAUGGACAAGCCUGAAGGACACAAUUCGUCUGCGAGUCUUCGAGUUCGCAUCUGUUCAGCCACAUCUGAGAGAUCAGGUUCCUAGAUCCUAUUGGGAAGGUGGACAAGUGUUCACUAGCGAGUGGUUGAACUAUCUACACCGUCGGGGGAUCGUCCUGGAUCCAGACGCGGAGCUCAACUGGUCUGGUCGUGGACAGCACGUUGAGUACAAACCUGGAGAAGAGGGUAUCAUACCGUUGAAAGACUCUCGCCUGCUAGGCGAGAGUAGAUCUGCCAUCGUGGACAGUGUCAUGUGUCGGAGAAUUGAGCUGGCACGCAAGAUCAUUCGAUGCUCUAGAAGCUUGACCAAAGAGGAAGCUGUUGAAGAGGUCAAGAGCUUGCAGCAGGCACUACACCGGCAUGUAGUCCGUGUAGUUGGCACAUACUUGUUCAAAAGGGGACACCUGCAGGAACUUGCGAUACUGCUUUAUCCGGCUGCUCAGUGGAACCUUGAGGAGUACAUGGACAGCUUCUUUCAACACGAGCCCCAUAUCCACCCUUUUGCUGCUACCAAUCUCAGCACUUUCGUUGGAUGUCUCUCACAUGCGCUACAGUUCAUACACGGCAAACAUGUGAAACAUAUGGAUAUCAAGCCGCAAAACUUGCUUGUUCGUCAGGCGGGCUUCGAGUAUCGUAUAUACGUUGCUGAUUUCGGCAUCGCUCGUACAUACAAAUGCGACGAAGAUUCCAACACGGACUCCCCGACCUCGUUCACACGUAUCUAUGCCGCACCCGAAGUUGUAGCACAGGAAACAAGGGGUUAUUCUGCAGACAUAUUCUCCCUGGGAUGUGUUUUCAUGGAAAUUCUUGCCACCUUGAGCACAACAGGGCAAAGAAAUGAGCGCAAGUUACUAGCGGAAGCUCAUAGAUCACCGGGCGACAGAUCGUACCAAGGUAAUUUGGAAGCUGUGCGCAUUUGGCACAACAAUGUCCUUGAGCGUUUGAACUUUGUGGAUGUCACUUUUGGAAAGGAGGACUGGGAGCUGUUGCUGAAUGAGUGGACUGAGCCCGCCGCCAUGCUCGCCAGCGAGCCAUAUGGUCGUCCAAGUGCAGAAGUUUUGAAAGGUAUCACUGCGAACCACACAUGCGGGCAGUGUCAUGCCGGCCCUGAGCCCUUCGAAGCCGCAUGA
Molecule: messenger RNA, 2004 nt
Organism: Boeremia exigua
Lineage: Eukaryota; Fungi; Ascomycota; Dothideomycetes; Pleosporales; Didymellaceae
Product: kinase-like domain-containing protein
Exons: 4
Coding region: 1-2004 (667 amino acids)
Biological process (GO): peptidyl-serine phosphorylation; peptidyl-threonine phosphorylation
Molecular function (GO): protein serine/threonine kinase activity; ATP binding
Source: RefSeq, a predicted model, not a curated record